AAUAAAUUGCCGUCUAUGCCUUUGCUGGGUACAAACAGAAGGUUAGCCAGGUUCAAAGCAGGACUUUUUUUUAUAGUGAUGGAAGUUUUCUGUACUGCCUACAUGGAUUUGUAGUGUUUAUGUAAUGAGAAGACAAUAUCAACUGUUUUAGGACUGUGUUUGGCACCAUGUCUGCAGCCCCCCAACUCCGGCGGACAGACUCAUCCCGGGGGGAGUUCUCCCCUCUAAAGCACUUUGUUGUGGCCAAGAAAAAGAUUAGCGAUGUGUUUGAACAACUGCUCAACUAUGUGAAAGAGACCUCAGAGUUUGUGGAAGACAUCAGUGGGAAUACAGCUUUGGAGAACGUUGCCACCCCGGAUCAAAAGUCUGAGAUCCAGGCCUAUGCGGACAAACUUGCAGUCAUUAAGGAGGUGCUUGCUCGGAGGCACAUGAAGGUAGCAUUUUUUGGCAGAACUAGCAAUGGGAAAAGCACAGUGAUCAAUGCGAUGCUGAGGGACCGCGUGCUGCCCAGUGGAAUUGGCCACACUACCAACUGCUUUUUGAGUGUGGAGGGCACAGAUGAUGACAGGUCUUAUCUGAAAACAGAGGGUUCUGAUGAGGAGAAGAGUAUUAAGACUGUAAACCAGAUGGCCCAUGCGCUCCAUAUGGAUGAGAGUCUGGACGCAGGCUGUCUGGUCCGUGUGUUCUGGCCAAAAACCAAGUGUGCGCUACUUCGAGAUGACCUGGUUCUAGUAGACAGUCCUGGGACAGAUGUAACGACACAACUGGACAGCUGGAUUGACAAGUUUUGCCUUGAUGCUGACGUCUUCGUGCUGGUGGCCAACUCAGAGUCCACUCUCAUGAACACGGAAAAACAUUUUUUCCACAAAGUCAAUGAGCGCCUGUCAAAGCCGAACAUCUUCAUCCUCAACAAUCGCUGGGAUGCUUCAGCAAACGAACCUGAAUACAUGGAGGAUGUGAGGAAGCAGCACACGGACCGUUGUGUUAACUUCUUGGUGGAGGAGCUGAAAGUUGUGGACCGGGAACAGGCGCCCAAUCGCAUUUUCUUCAUCUCUGCAAAAGAAGUGUUGAACUCGCGCAUGCAGCGCGCCCAGGGCAUGCCUGAGACCGGUGGCGCUCUGGCUGAAGGCUUCCAAGAGAGGCUGAAAGAGUUUCAAAGCUUUGAGAGAAGAUUUGAGGAGUGUAUCUCGCAGUCAGCAGUGAAAACAAAGUUUGAGCAGCACACUAUCAGGGCCAAGCAGAUCACUGAGAAAGUCAAGAGCAUCAUGGACGACAUCCACAUUGAGGCGGCGGAGAAGCGAGUUGCAGCUUUGGAGGCCAGAGAGAACCAAACGGACCGACUGGAGUUUGUCAAGAAUCAGCUCAACCUGCUGAUCGCUGAAAUUAAGAAGAAGAUCAAAGCUAUCAGCGAGGAUGUGGAGUCCAAGGUGUCCAUUGCCAUGGGAGAGGAGAUCUGUCGUCUUCAUGUUAUUGUGGAUGAGUUUCACGCCGACUUCCAUCCUUCACCUCAAGUUCUUAAGAUCUACAAGUCUGAUCUCCUGUCCCAUGUGGAGGAGGGUAUGGGCAAGAACCUGGCCUUCCGCUGCACCAAUGCCGUCAAUGCUUCUGUGCAGUCCACUCAGAAAUACAUGAUAGAGAGCAUGCAGCCUCUUCUUCCUGCCGCGGCCCAGAGUCAAAUUUGCAUGCUGGUUCCCAACCGAACGCUUGACCUGAGCUACGACCUCAACUGCAGCACACUUUGCAGCGACUUUCAAGAGGACAUUGAGUUCAGGUUCUCGCUGGGAUGGCAAGCUUUAGUCCACCGCUUCCUGGGCUCUGUCAAUGCGCAGAGGGCUCUCAAACUGGUAGAUCAGACGUCCCGAUCAGCGCUGCCCGUGGCUCAAACGCCAUCCUCGGGCCCGCCUUCCAUCGCAGCCCCCGCCAACAAUGAGGCCGCGCUCAUGAGCCAGGAAGAGCUGAUGAUAGCACUGGCCAACAACGUGGCAUCCCUAACUUCACGCACUUCCAUGACUGUUAUCAUUGCUGGAGGAGUGGUGUGGAAAACGGUGGGCUGGAGGCUCAUCGCUCUGUCGGCUUCUCUUUACGGCGUGCUGUACCUGUACGAGAGACUCACGUGGACCACGAAGGCGAAGGAGCGAGCUCUGAAGCGGCAGUUUGUGGAUUACGCAACCGAGAAGCUGCAGCUCAUCGUGAGCUUCACAAGUGCUAACUGCAGUCACCAGGUCCAGCAGGAGAUGGCUACGACCUUUGCUCGGCUCUGUCAGCAGGUGGACCAGACACAGAAAGAGCUGGAGGCAGACAUCCGUCAACUGACAGACAAGAUAGAUCAGAUGGAGAAGGUCCAGAGUCGCUCAAAGAGCCUGCGGCAUAAAGCGACAGAGCUGGAGAGACAACUGGAGGAAUUUACACAGCAGUACCUGCAGCCACAGGAGUGAAGAUGCUCCAUCUCCUCCCUCGGCUCUUUGGCUCUCAUGGAGCUCCUCAUUCCUCAGAUCAGAGCCCCGCUUACAAAUCUUUUACAAAAAAAAAACUACAACACCAGAAAACUCAACAACAAAAAAACAUUUCUACACAUUGGAAUGCAGAAAAACAAAACUACAAUCCCUAAAUAUGAUAAGUCUGGUUUCAAUUGUUUCUGUUUUUUUUUUUUUCUUUUCCAUUUCAAUAAAAUACAAAUAAUCUGUAAUGUUGAUUAAAAGAAUCUUAAUUUGAUGUGUUUCUCAGCCCCUCAGUCAUGAAACUGCGAUGCUGUAUUUUCACGUUAACAUGCUCUGGCACUCAUUUUCAGUAUGGUUCUUUCAGAUUACCUGUUAAAGAACACAUUAAGAUGGCAUGUUUGCUCAAGUAUUUGCCUCCAAACAUCAACUGCCUGAACAGAAUUUCACAAUAAAAGCAUUUAUUAGAAAACCCCCAAAUAGAUUUUAGGUUUAGCAAUCAAAUCUGAUGCUGCAUUUUUAACAACCUUUCAAAUAUUUUGUAAUAUUAUAUUUAUAUGUUCUAUAGUACAACAGUUGGGCCCGAUUAUUUUGUAAUCUUUUUUUUUUCUUCUCUUGAACAAAUGUGGAAAUACUCCCAGAAUGUAAUAAAUGGUUCUCAAACAAA
Molecule: messenger RNA, 3102 nt
Organism: Oryzias latipes (Japanese medaka)
Lineage: Eukaryota; Metazoa; Chordata; Actinopteri; Beloniformes; Adrianichthyidae
Gene: mfn1b
Product: mitofusin 1b
Biological process (GO): mitochondrial fusion; mitochondrion localization
Cellular component (GO): mitochondrial outer membrane
Molecular function (GO): GTPase activity; GTP binding
Source: RefSeq, a predicted model, not a curated record